Labrus mixtus (cuckoo wrasse) is the source of this 2361-nucleotide messenger RNA. RefSeq names its product E3 ubiquitin-protein ligase MARCHF2-like. The coding region runs from base 433 to 1179 and encodes 248 amino acids. NCBI's taxonomy places the organism in Eukaryota, Metazoa, Chordata, Actinopteri, Labriformes, Labridae. The transcript has 5 exons. The record is from RefSeq and is a predicted model, not a curated record. Gene Ontology annotation, molecular function: zinc ion binding; ubiquitin-protein transferase activity. Gene Ontology annotation, biological process: protein ubiquitination.
CAGUGCACAGCUGAGGGAUGCUGAAGUAGGCUUGCCUGCUGCUGCUGGCUUGUUAGCCACCUUAGCUGCGCUGGUAAUCCUGGCAGACACAGCCGUUUUCUUCUCAUCCUUUCGAGCAGAAUUAACCGAGGGAGAUAUACGACACACAAUGGAGAGGACGCAGCGCAUGUGGUUGUCGUUUGUAUUCCCUGUUAUCGCCAGCUUUUGGUUAGAUGUCAAUGUUAUAGUUUAUAGCUAGAGCUGUCCGGUUAGCUCAUCUAGCCCGUGUCUGGUUAGCGCAGGGCCAAAGCCAAGGCCAAGCGAGAAAAGGGAGGCCGUCGUCAGGUGGGCAGAGGAGGAAAGAAGAAAAGUGGAACAUCAGAUUUUGUUUCAGACCCUUCUUUGAAGACGCCUCCACCAUCAUCUUAAGUCACUGUCACCCUCCGCUGAGACAUGUCUUCAUCAGGAUGCUGCCACCUACCCGGCUCCCUUUGUGAUUACUCGGGGAACGCUGAAUCUGAUGCCUCCAAGGAUUUGGAGGAGUCUGAUUCUAACACACAAGCCCAAUAUAUUGCCAAGGUGACGGCAAAAGAUGGCCGCCCACUCUCCACCGUCGUCAAAGCGGUGAGCCUGCAGAGCGAUGUGGGCAUGUGUCGGAUUUGUCAUGAGGGAGCUGGAGGGGAGACUCUGCUCUCACCCUGUGACUGCACCGGCACACUGGGAAAAGUGCACAAGAGCUGCUUGGAGAAGUGGCUGUCCUCCUCCAACACCAGCUACUGUGAACUCUGUCACACAGAAUUCACUAUUGAACGACGACCACAACCACUCACACAGUGGCUGAAGGACCCGGGCCCUCGCAGUGAGAAGCGCACCCUGCUCUGUGACAUGGCCUGCUUCCUGCUCAUCACCCCACUGGCCGCCAUCUCUGGCUGGCUGUGUCUGAGGGGCGCCCAGGACCACCUGCAGCUGAAGAGCAGACUGGAGGCUGUGGGCCUCAUUGCGCUCACCAUCGCCCUCUUCACCAUCUACAUCCUCUGGACACUGGUGUCAUUUCGGUAUCACUGUCAGUUGUACUCGGAGUGGAGGAGGACCAAUCAGAAAGUGCGCCUGCUCAUGCCCGACAUGAAAGGAGCACACACCACCCAACGAUCUGUGCCGACCAAGUCGACCAAGAAAAUGACUGACGAGACCAUCGUAUGAGUGCGGAGCAGUGCCGAGAGGAAUAUUUAAAAUAAUGCCCACUGAAGCACUCUCUAAAAAAAACAAAAUUAAUCAUAUUAAUGAACUUUUGCACUUCAUAUGGACCAUUCUGAUAGGAGAGAGCUGCUCUCUUCUCCUGUUUUCUUUUAUCGAAGCACUUGAUGUAAAAUAUGAUGGUAUUUGCCGACCACAAAGAGUGGUUUUGGGAGGAACUCAUUCCGGAGUCACAGCUGAUGUUGAGGUGCUGGGAUGUGAGACCGACUGAACACAUGGAUAAUGGACUAACCAGCCCAACCGUGUGUCUGUGACACAGACUUAAGAAGAAAUACUAAGACACAAGCUAAUGUAGCAGGAUAUAACUGAUUCAGCAUGCUACUACAGUAUAAUAUGAAACAUAUUCACUACCUAUAAUUCCCCCAUGCCCCUUCACAAUGUAUUUAGCAGUUUUUGAACAAAGGGCAGCCAUGAGCCUGGCAGAGGAUUAUAAUCUUACAAACAUGAUAGACAAAGUCUAUCUGUGAAUAUUCUUUAUUGACAAGCAGAGAGGGCAACAGUUGCUCAUACCAACCAUCUUGUCUUUAAUCUGAAACCUUUAAAGUUCCCGGGUGAGGCUUUAUCAUUGCAGUCCUUAUAGUGGAAAUAAAAUAAUUUCCCUGUUUGGACAUUAGCUAAGGCGUCACGUAUUUAUCACACUUGUAACGGGGUCAGUGAAGACUGAAGUAUACUGAAUAACACCAGCUGCAGCUGUUAAAACAGCAGAACAGCAAUGCUGGUAGAAUUGGAGGUAUGGAAAGUGUUAACAAUUGGAUGAUGUCUCUACUAUUGUCAUACAAGUGCAUUACAGCCCUGCUCCACUUGUAAAUGCACCAUUCAUUGAUGAGCUGCCUAGUAUUGACCAGUAGUUUAACGUGCGUCACAACGAGACACGACUUCUAACUGAAGAGAUCCGGCGGUCGGAAUAGUGCGAUUACAGAUUGUUGUCCAAUAGAAAAACACUGAGAGGUAUCAGAGCAGGCUGGUACUCUGUUAAGGUGCAAAAGACAAAUGUGUUCUGAGAUGUCAAUCAAUGUAUGCAGCGUAUGCUAAACAAAGUAUUUUGUGUCAUUGUAGUCUUCCUGAUGCAUCCCCUGAAAAGUUGGGUUAUUGUGCAAUAAAACACGAGGGACUCCGGGACUAAUUCAA